AUGCGGGAGCCGGAUGCAGGCUACGGAGAGAUACUCCUCUCCAUCAGCUAUCUGCCCGCAGCAAACCGCCUGCUUGUGGUGCUCAUAAAAGCCAAGAACCUCCAUUCCAAACAGCUGAAAGAUCUCCUGGGAAAAGAUGUAUCUGUCAAGGUGACCUUGAAGCACCAGUCUCUGAAACUGAAGAAGAAGCAAACAAAGUGUGCAAAACACAAGAUCAACCCAGUCUGGAAUGAGAUGAUCAUGUUUGAAGUGCCCCAUGAGCUGCUACGUGCCUCCAGCGUGGAGCUAGAAAUGUUAAGCCAAGAUGGCCUGGGGCAGAGCCAAUCACUGGGCAAGUGCAGCCUGGGUCUGCAUGCCACAGGCACAGAGAGGAACCACUGGGAGGAAAUGCUGAGGAACCCCAGGAGGCAGAUAGCCAUGUGGCACCAACUUCAUAUGUAGCCAUGCAAUCUCUGUCAUGACCAGCCAACUGCCUUUCAUACUGGGAGGUCUCCGAGUCAGGAGGAGUAAGCCAAGUUAUAUUUCAUCUUGUAGGAAUGUGAACCACACCCAUCCAUAAAAUGAUCAAUCACAGCAUUCUGUUACGGACACUGCUUUUUUCGGGUUUCCUGCCACAAGGACUCUCUCAGGCUAAGCCAGGCAAAGUUCUGGAGCCCACGUUGUAGGGAAGAGUCCUGAACUCUCUCCUAGGGAUGGAAUGCAUGACCCCAAUAGACCUCUAACUUCUACAAGGACAAGAUUCUGACACUGAAAAGCCGCUCAUGAAAAUAAAUGCAAACUGUCAGAUAGGCUUUUGUAUGUGUUACAUUUAAAGGUGAGCUGAAAAGGGAAAAAAUGGGCUUGCGCUAUUAUUUACUGCUUUAUGAUGGAGAAAGAAGGCCUGAUUUUUAGUUAUUUAGUUAGUUUUCUGCUUAUUUUAUAUGUUCAGGUCUUAUCUACCCUGCUUUCCCUUGAAGACUCUAUAGAUGACUGGAGAGCUAGCAGGUAUACAGCAUACUUAAUCAGGUUUCCCAUCUAUGGUAAGAGGGGAAGUGAGUUUUAUUCACAAUGUUCAAACCACUUUGUCUUUUUAUGAACAUUUUUAAAUCAAACACUUGACAAACUGUUUAGAAGAAAAGCUCUCUUUGUUAAAGGUUUAACACCUCUAGCCCUUCAAUUAAUGGCAGAGACAGAGCUCCGUGUCUGUGUCUAGCUCUGCUACAGAGACCGCCGGCAAAACUGGGAAGCACAGAUUGAGAUUUUUAAGGUUAAUAUGUACAAGAAGAAUUUUUCUAUGAAUACAGAAUGAGAAAAGGGCACAGCCCCCCUUUGUUUGUUUUUGCCACCGUAAGUCUUUUUUCAGAAACACUGGAUUUCUGAGCUCCUCUUGGGAAUGUAGAGUUCAGGCUCAAAACUCAGGCCUUCUCCCAUCUCAGAAUGUGGUAGCCAAGCUUCUCUAGUGGAAGCAACUGGGCUCUCUGCAUGGUUCGACCUCACCAAAUUAGAGAUGCUAACACACACACUAUCAUUUUCCCCUGGUAUAUACUUAAAAUCUGUCCCUAUUCCUGUGAAAAAAAACAAGUAAUGGAAACAGAUGGGCCAAAAAGUUAUAACUCAGUCCCAGGUUUCUGACCAGUCAACAAAUCUUCCUCACCAAAGCCCGCAUUGAGGGGGUAGUCUCUGCAAUAGUUGUGUCCAUUUUGCAGUCCAUGUUUUCCACAUUGCUUUAGGUGACCAUAUGGAACAAAAAUAGCAAAAAUAAACUGAUUCCUGAGAUAUGAAAAAGAGAGAAGCUACGUGAAGGGAAAAAGAGGCAGAAAUGUAAAGAGACAGUAGAACACAGAGAAAGAUGGAGAGAGAGAGAGAGCAGAUCAUAUAUAAACAGCGAGAGAGCCAAAGAAGCAGAAGUAUUCUCCUAAUAGGGUACUGUAGAAACCCAGCCUUUGAAGUGAGCACUGCCAAACCCAGUGUUUGGAUUCCUUCCUGUUCCUUCGUUGCUGGAGUCUUUGAUAUCUUGGAUUUAGGGUUGCUAAAAGCCAUUGAAAACAUGAAAGCUUCAAAGUCUCUUAUCCCAAAUCUAUAUGUGUAAGUAGUGUAUACCUCUUUCCUCCCAGUGUUCUUGGGGAAGCUCUCCUCUCUGUCUCUCACAUGCAGGUCAUUGACAUAAGAACAGCCAUACUGGGUCAGACCAAAG
Messenger RNA from Chelonoidis abingdonii (Abingdon island giant tortoise), 2173 nucleotides. The record is from RefSeq and is a predicted model, not a curated record. Lineage: Eukaryota; Metazoa; Chordata; Testudines; Testudinidae.